This is a messenger RNA of Sycon ciliatum, 6607 nucleotides long. Its product is annotated as tRNA (32-2'-O)-methyltransferase regulator THADA-like. Gene Ontology annotation, biological process: tRNA methylation. The record is from RefSeq and is a predicted model, not a curated record. Lineage: Eukaryota; Metazoa; Porifera; Calcarea; Leucosolenida; Sycettidae. The transcript has 48 exons. Bases 179 to 6304 code for a protein of 2041 amino acids. Gene Ontology annotation, cellular component: cytosol.
UUUCUGUAGCUGUACUGUUCAGGACCGAGCCGCGUUACGAUUUCCCUAUUUUUGUAAUUUCAUCUGUGGACACCAAUGCCAAUGGCGAUACAGUAUAGCUCCUUGUUCAAGGUACAUUUAUAAUGAAAUGAAUAGUAUUUCUACUUUAUUUCACUGGAACGCCGAGCUAUGAAGUGAAAUGGCAUCAACUUCUGAAGACCAUAAUGUAUGCGUUGCGUAUAAUACACUUGCGACGUGUACAGCUCUGGACAAGCCACAUUUGAAACAGCUUUUGCCACACAUGCGAGCGGGAUGCCCGGCCGUUGGAGAAGCAUCUCACAAUGAAUGUCUGAGAUUGCUCUGCAAUUUCCUGUCGAGCAGUGUUUCCAAAAGUCGGCAAGUUGCACUAAGCCUGUUACAAGCAUCUCAGACAUCCCGUGAAGCUUUAUCCGCAGCUGUCUCUGAUAGUUUGCUGACUGGCGUUGAGCGCAGUGUUCCAGAUAAUGUCUCCGCUUGUCAGUCACUGUUGAACUUUGCCUAUGCUCUCUUCGAGAAUUUUCCGUCAGGGCUUGACUGUGUCAGUACCCACUUCCAUACAUUGAUACGAUGGAUAUCGAAGUGUCUUCAACACCAUGCUCAAGUUGUCCGGUGUUCAGAGGGGCUUGAAAGCCUCUCAACCAGUGUCAACAAAGAACUGUCCCAGGGCCUAUUGGGACUAGCAGUACUUUGUGUGCAGCGCCUCAAGAAACUUCACGGCCAUCUUAUCGCACUGAUGACUGCAUGCAGCACUGCAAAUGAUCAGACGUCAUCAGCUGAACCCAUUGCUUCAGGUUCUGCUCAGAUUGAUGUGUCAUACUUCAAGGAUUUGCUCGUGACAUCCAUAUCAAUUCUGAUGGAUGAUGCACAUUGUGUGGAGACCAUGACAUCAGCAGCCGUACUGGCCACGUUGAUACUGAGAUUCGCUAAUGGCCUCAACACAAUACCGUCUGGUGUUGAGCACUCUUUGAGCACCUCAAACAUUCUACACCAGAUUUCAUCAGUCCUAGGAAAGGCAAUCUCGCCAUCCACCUGUGACGCAUGGCCUGUGUAUGCUCGGGCAUGGAGUGAUCUUCUAUUUUCAAAGCUAAGUGUUUCUGGAAGAAGAGCUCUCCUACAUGCCAUUGUCAGCAGCUUGCCAAGAACCGUGUUAUUUGCCAACACUGAUGCCCUAUGCCAGUUUGCAGAUGCUGGUAGCCAUAGUAGCGGCAGUGCUGGUAGUACAGUGUACACUUGCUUACUACUGGACUGGGUAUUGCCCAGUGUCUAUGAGCUCUGUAAGAGUUCUGAUAAUAGCAACUUGCGCGUCUUGUCAUUUCGUCUACUUGCUAACGUUGCACACGAAAUGAAAUCAGCUGCUUCAAGCACUGCUGACCUGACGUAUGACCUACUAGUACACCUUCGUCAGAGAUUGUUAUGGAGCGGCAGUGUUGUGCAGCAGAUGAUCGACUUCAUCUGUGACAACUGGGAUGAUCCGGUUGAUGCUGUGCGUCAUCAGAUCAACUCUACAUUUGAGUGUCUUGUACUGAUGCAUGUGACGGUGCACAAAGAUGAUGUUGCACAAAGCCAGUCUCUUAUCCGGCCAACUUUGCACACAUUGCUAAAUCUGUCUUGGCACAUCCGUGGCAAGUACCUAUUACUUGCCAGCUUCGCCCAGCACACUGAUGUUGUGUUCAUAUUAGAGUUAUGCCCCACCUUGCCCGAUGACCUUCUUGCGGUGAUCAAGGAUUUGAAAUUGCAUUCUCCUGCCAGUGAUCUCUUCAACAAACUGUGUGGCUGCCACUAUGAGCAGCUUCAAAAGCAUCAGCAACAGCAGCAGUCUUCAGAAGAGCACACGACUUUGCUAGUUGAAGCAUGGCAGAGGACAUGGCUUGAUCCACUAUUGCACUGGCUAUGUACUGGUGGUAGCCGCGUGAGGACACACCUGACUGAAUUUUGUUUACCUGUACUGUUUCGCAACACACCCAACAGUCUGGCAUACCUGUCCACCUCUCUUUCUGCUGCUCUGCACAAGCAAGGAGAUAACGCUGGCAUCUUGUCAGCUCUUCUGCUGUGCCUGCAUCACAUCAGGACUGGCAGUACUCGUCAGAAAAUGGCAUCCAACCAGCACAGGAAUCCCAGCAGCACCACCAGCAAGACAACAACCGGUGACAUGUGCCAGUGGAGUGACUAUGCUGGCAUAUUGAAGCAGGCUUUGGCUCAUAGUGAUGAUGAGGUACGUCUCAAUGCAUUGGCUCUUCUCUGCGAAUCACGUCAGACAUCGGAACCACUGUCAGUGGAGGACAUUGACCUCAUGCAGUUCUUCUUGCCAUACAAUCUCAGCAGCCAGGACCCGUCGUUUCGCCAACGUUUGGAAACAUCAAUGAAAAAGGUACUCUUGCGUAUGCACGCCAGUCUACAUGUGGCGGUGCGAGAGAGUGACCGGCUCCGUAAACAAGCUAGUAUGGCCGCUUCACCGUCGGAACGGGACACUGCCAAGCGAAGAGACCAACUAGAAAAGUACCAGAGUUAUUUGGACAUGUGUGUGGGGUUCUUAACAUGGCUGGUGGAACUGCUUAUUUCAUGCAUUGAGCCAGUUGCGUGCUUUCAACGCCGCACUGCUGCAUUGCGCCUUCUACACGUCAUUGUUGAUGCCUUCCCCAGUCCUGUUGCAUCAUUCAGUACCACAGCGAUUCUUAGUCAACCACAUGUUGUUCAGAACCUCAUCAACAACGUACUGAAUGAAUCGUAUAGUUCCAAUCAGGAACUUCUCGUCACACUGCUUGUCGUUGCUCUUCCUAGUAACUCCCUGGGAUUUCAGAACGCAGUGUACCGUGACUCCUACAUCCAGUGCAUGUGUUGGUUAGCAUCCAGCCCCCGCGCUGAGGACUGUACGACUUCCCAGUAUCUACUGCAAAUCAUUAUCAAGAACUUUGUGGAGUGCUGCCAAGCUGAGCUGGAGCUUUCAGUGGAGCUGUUCUCAUGCCCUCUUGCAUCAGGGCAGUCCGCAAGUGCUCCUGUGCUAACUAUUCCCCAAGAACAGCUGGAGAGCAGCACUGGCACUGUAGAUGCACAAAAUCGUGUUCGUAGUAUAUCAGGAGCUGCUCAGAUUCCACUUCAUGGCCGUAUGUUGAAGCUCUGGCAGCAGUACUUGUCAUGCAUCAAUCAUCGGCUUGCCAUCGCCCAGUCGCAAGGGUUGCUAGCGUCAUUCUCCCAAUGCUCACUGUAUGGUCUAGUAAUGUCACUACGAUCCAUGCUCUCGCAACCAUCUGUUGCCAAGCUUAUCCAGCAGCUAUCAGCUGACCAGUCUCAGUCCGGCCAAGCUGCCGAGUUCUUGCGUGACUGCAUUAAGAUGUGCAUUCAGCUUGCCUGUGUAGUGCAGCCAGUUGUGUGUAACGAUACACCGGAAGGCUACUGUGUGGAUGAAGUCUCAGAUGCUGGUUUAUCAGCCAAUCCUGACUUGGCAGCUAAAGAUUUUCAAUCCCAGCUGGUGGUCGUGUGCAGUUGGCGGUGUCUGAAGGAGUCAGCACUUCUACUUGCUCAUCUGUUGCAAGUGUGCAGUGUGCCCAAUGUCAUGUGCAAGACACAACUAGAUCUAGUCCUGCUUUCUGCUGCACAGGUGCAAGAGGUUGGAGCUUUCUUUGUGAAGCAGCUCAUAUCCUCUCGACAUCUUGGUGCCUUUGAGCAAGUACACAAUGGCUUUGUAAUCCUAUGCCAGCAUUUGUGGAGGUGUUCCGACCCCAGUCUGAAUCAGCUACCUUUGGAGUGGGUCAGGUCAUUGCUUGAUGACCUGAGAGCAUCACUGUCCUGCAGUGAUAGUGCUCUGUCUGUCACACGCCGUAGUGCUGGUCUACCUAGAUAUGUGCAGGCUAUAUUGAUUACACAGCCAUCUAGUCAAAACUUCUCAUGUUUGAAACUGGUAGUUCAAGAGCUGAUGCACCUGGUAUCGCAGCCAGUUGAAGCAGGGGAAACGGUUGACACCGCUUUAUCUCAGGUGCAUGCUAUCAACAUCAUGUGCGCACUGUUCCGUGAGGCAAAGCUAGGGCCUCAUAUCUUGCCGUUUGUAGCCGAUGCCCUCAUCUUGGCUAUUCAGGGAUUUGCACAUUCCGUGUGGGCGAUCCGUAACUCCAGCACUUUGCUGUUCCGUGCCCUGAUCGGCCGUAUAUUUGGUGUCAAUACCGCCAGGCCUGGUCAGCCUAAAACAAACAGGCUAACAGGUCGUGAGUUCUUUGCAAGAUAUCCUGACCUCUACUCUAGGCUACUGCAGUUGCUCACUGAAGCUGUGCAAAGUGACAUGCACAGCCCUCACUCUGAUGCUGCCAAUACUUGCGGAAGCAUGCUGGAGCCGAGACUGUUUCCGCUGCUACUGCUACUCUCACAUCUUAUUCCGUCCGUGUCAUCGUUUUCCCUUCAGUCGUUCACACCACUUGUAAUGAGGUGCUGUGGUGUACGCGUCUGGCAGGCUAGAGUAAUGGCUGCAGAGUCCCUGGUGCCUCUGGUAUCUGUUGAUGAGCUGUACAGUGUCAUGCAGAUGCUAGUAUCCUCGCUACCCACUACUGCUACUGGUACCGCUACAGUGCAGAAUGAACAGAAGAUAUCUUACAACACUCUUCAUGGAACACUGUUGCAAUUGUUUCAUCUGGUCAAGUAUCACAUUGACCAGUGUCCAAGCAGUGCAGCACUCUCUGCUAUACACCGACUGCUUCCACUAAUCUGGGAAAGACGUUGGCUUGUCACCAGUGAGAACGCGUGCAGUCUAGUGCGCUCGUUGGCUGUACAGCUGUUUGCCAAGUGCUGCUGCACACUUACCAGUGAGGUGGCUGAUGACAAUGUUCUGUCUGCACAGCAUCGUAUCCGCCAAUACGUCUGCACCGUUGCUGAACAGUAUGCGCUGGAUGCAUCGCCACUACCGAGGGCUGAACGUGCAGGGGAGAGUACCAAUGGCACUGACACAGACACACAUCACCCCGGGAGAGCCGCUGAACAUAUGGCUGAUCACCAAGUAUCCACAAGUCUCGCUCGUGUACUACUGGACAGGCAAGGUGAACAGAUGUCCUGUCUAUCUGGAGAGACCAGUGAGAAUGGUGGAAAGGAGCCAGCGGCUGGAAAGAAACAAGACGUGAUGAAUGCCUUGUUGCACUCACCGUGUUAUGAGACUCAGCUUGCCACUUUGGACUACUAUUCAUCGGUGUGUGCUAUGUUCACGAGAAAGAAUGCCAUCAGCUGCGGCAGUGGUGGCGGAGAUGACAGCUGUCGUGGUGCAGGCCGUAAUGAUGACGAGGAAGGUACUCUUGUCAAGGCAGAUCACUAUGAGUCCAGCCCAGCGCUGAUCCUACAGCCGUCAAAGCAAUUGUUGAAUUGUCUGUCGGCAGUAAUGGAGCUAUUCCUUGAUGAGAAUCUCCAUCCAUUGUGUAUACAGAAGACUGCAGAUGUCUUGUCGCAAUGUUGCUCAUUACUGCUGGACAGGAUGGAGGGGAAGAGUGGUAUGACAUGCGACAUGCUGAAAAUGUUGCUCGUGCGCUGCUGUAACCUAUUGAAAAGAGGACACCAGAACUGGGAGUGCUUUGGUCAUGUCUUCUUGUUCAUGUCAACUCUGCUACGUUCAUCAAAUGCUUUGGCAGUUGAGGAUGAUAUGUGGACAACACUUUCCUUUCAGAAAACAUCAACAUGUGCUUAUGGAAGUACGAGCAGUGACACACUUUGGUUGGAUUCAUUGAAGCAGGCAUCUGACCUAGCGCUGUCAUGGCAACUGCGUAUGCUGGCUGCGCAGAGUAUCGGCCAGGUGUUUCAAUCCUGUGUCUUACCAAGUCAAGUCAAGUUAUCGGCAUGGAUUCAUGCUGUACAGCUUUUGCAAGAUGAGCAGAUGGAUGUGAGAAGUUGUAUGUCACACGUUGUCAUGCAAGCAUGUGUACAGCAUGGACUGGUGAGAGCUUACUGCCAUUUACAUGUAACUCGCACACUGGCGCUUGCCCUGGUUGCCAUGACUGCACUAUGCAGCCUCGACAGCUAUGAUGUGACCAUGGCAACAUUGCAGGCAUGGUCGCACAGUACUAUAUGUAACACAUCACCAACGGCAACAGCUACCACCAGCGUUACGCAAGCAGAUGGACAGCUGUUCUUGAAGAGUGAACUCAACUCCUACUUUGAAGCUAGUUGGCUGGCCGGUGAGACCAGCAAAGUGUUGACCUUUUUCUUCCCUGAUGACAGGGAAAUUCAAGUUAGUCCAUACCAUGACCUUGACCAGCAUGCUGCUGCUGCUGCAUAUAUAUCCCAACACAUAUUGCCAGUGUCUCACAAGCUUCCUACUUGAUGACACUGUGCCGGGUGCUUGUGGAUAGUCUUUCCCUUUCUGGUAUUCAGCCACAUGUUUUGUCCAAGUUUUGUUGUUUGGACACUGAAAAACGAUUCAUGGACACCGAAUGCGCAUGUACUCUUCACGGCCCUCAUGCAAUAGUCUAAUCUGUAAAUCCCUGGGAUCAUAUUGUUUGUAGAAUGAUCGCUAUGAACCCAAAACACUUCCUGUAAUUCGGUUAGCACCUCUGCCUCCAUGCACAGAAUAAAAUAUGGCUGCCGUGUUAUAUAAUACAAGCUUGGCAGGUAGUCAAGGGCAUAC